CGGCAGGCUGGGCACUCUGCAGGGCUCUCCGGCCGGCGGGUGGAGACCGAUCCGGGAUCUGUCCCAGCAGGAAGCGUAUCCCGGCCGCCGUCGUCUCCGGUGCUCGCUCUCGGCCGCGGCGUCGCGCUCGCCCUUCGCUCCCGCAGCCCGGCAGCCUCUCCACGGCCGCGACCCCUCGCGCACCUGCCUCGCCGGGAGAUAGUGGAUAACUUCCUUCAAAAUGGAAGAUGGAAAGCCCGUUUGGGCACCCCACCCCACAGAUGGAUUUCAGAUGGGCAAUAUUGUGGAUAUUGGCCCUGACAGCUUAACAAUUGAACCUUUGAACCAAAAAGGCAAGACAUUUUUGGCUCUCAUAAACCAAGUAUUCCCUGCAGAAGAGGACAGCAAAAAAGAUGUGGAAGAUAACUGUUCACUGAUGUACUUAAAUGAAGCCACGCUCCUUCACAAUGUCAAAGUUCGGUACAGUAAAGACAGAAUCUACACGUAUGUGGCCAACAUUCUGAUUGCAGUGAAUCCGUACUUUGAUAUACCUAAGAUAUAUUCUUCGGAUACAAUAAAGUCAUAUCAAGGAAAAUCUCUUGGGACGAUGCCACCUCAUGUCUUUGCCAUUGCUGAUAAGGCUUUUCGAGACAUGAAGGUGCUCAAGAUGAGCCAGUCUAUCAUUGUAUCUGGAGAAUCAGGAGCUGGCAAAACAGAAAAUACAAAGUUUGUUCUAAGAUACCUGACAGAAUCUUAUGGAACAGGUCAAGAUAUUGAUGAUAGAAUUGUUGAAGCUAAUCCACUUUUAGAAGCGUUUGGAAAUGCAAAGACUGUCCGAAACAAUAAUAGCAGUCGAUUUGGAAAAUUUGUAGAAAUUCAUUUCAAUGAAAAGAGUUCGGUUGUUGGAGGAUUUGUUUCCCAUUACCUCCUAGAGAAGUCUAGGAUCUGUGUUCAGGGCAAAGAGGAGCGGAAUUACCAUAUUUUCUACAGGCUGUGUGCGGGGGCUUCAGAGGACAUUAGGGAGAAGCUUCACUUGAGCUCCCCAGAUAAUUUUCGGUAUUUAAACCGGGGCUGCACUAGAUACUUCGCUAACAAAGAAACGGACAAACAGAUUUUACAGAACCGAAAAAGUCCUGAGUAUGUUAAGGCAGGUUCCUUGAAGGAUCCUCUACUAGACGACCAUGGAGAUUUUAUCAGGAUGUGUACAGCUAUGAAAAAAAUUGGUUUGGAUGACGAAGAAAAACUUGAUCUGUUUCGAGUCGUAGCUGGUGUCCUGCACCUUGGAAAUAUUGAUUUUGAGGAAGCUGGAAGCACUUCAGGCGGCUGCAAUCUGAAGAACAAAUCUGCCCCGUCCCUGGAAUACUGUGCUGAAUUGCUGGGCCUGGACCAAGAUGAUCUUCGAGUUAGUUUAACCUCUAGAGUCAUGCUCACCACAGCAGGGGGCACCAAAGGAACCGUUAUAAAGGUCCCCCUGAAAGUGGAGCAGGCGAACAAUGCUCGAGACGCUCUGGCAAAGACGGUCUAUAGCCAUCUCUUUGAUCACGUGGUAAACAGGGUGAAUCAGUGUUUUCCUUUCGAAACAUCUUCUUAUUUUAUUGGAGUCCUGGACAUUGCUGGUUUUGAGUACUUUGAGCACAACAGCUUUGAGCAAUUUUGCAUCAACUAUUGCAAUGAGAAACUUCAGCAGUUUUUUAAUGAAAGGAUCCUGAAGGAGGAACAAGAACUGUAUCAGAAAGAGGGCCUGGGUGUGAAUGAAGUCCAUUAUGUGGACAAUCAGGACUGCAUAGAUUUAAUUGAAGUGAAAUUAGUGGGAAUCCUGGAUAUUCUGGAUGAAGAAAAUCGUCUUCCCCAGCCGAGUGACCAGCACUUUACAUCUGUGGUUCACCAGAAGCACAAAGACCAUUUCCGGCUCACUAUUCCCAGGAAAUCUAAGCUGGCGGUCCACAGGAACCUCAGAGACGAUGAAGGCUUUAUCAUCAGGCACUUUGCAGGGGCCGUGUGCUAUGAGACAACCCAGUUUGUGGAGAAAAAUAAUGAUGCACUGCAUAUGUCUCUUGAAUCCUUGAUAUGUGAGUCCAGGGAUAAGUUUAUACGGGCCUUAUUUGAGUCAUCCACAAAUAACAACAAGGAUACGAAACAAAAGGCUGGAAAACUUAGCUUCAUCAGCGUGGGAAACAAGUUCAAGACACAAUUAAAUUUGCUUCUGGAUAAACUUCGAAGUACUGGAGCCAGCUUUAUCCGCUGCAUCAAACCCAACUUAAAGAUGACAAGUCACCACUUUGAAGGCGCCCAGAUUCUGUCUCAACUUCAGUGUUCAGGUAUGGUGUCUGUGUUGGACCUAAUGCAAGGGGGUUUUCCUUCAAGAGCCUCAUUUCAUGAACUUUAUAACAUGUACAAGAAGUACAUGCCUGAGAAACUUGCAAGAUUGGAUCCACGGCUAUUUUGUAAGGCUCUUUUUAAAGCUUUGGGAUUAAAUGAAGUUGACUACAAGUUUGGGCUAACAAAAGUAUUUUUCAGACCUGGCAAGUUUGCAGAAUUUGAUCAGAUUAUGAAGUCUGACCCUGAUCACUUAGCAGAGUUGGUGAAAAGAGUCAAUCUGUGGCUAGUCUGUAGUCGCUGGAAGAAAGUUCAGUGGUGUUCGCUGUCAGUCAUCAAAUUGAAAAACAAAAUAAAAUAUCGAGCUGAAGCUUGCAUUAAAAUGCAGAAAACCAUCCGAAUGUGGCUUUGCAAAAGGAGACACAAACCACGCAUUGACGGCCUGGUUAAGGUGGGAACACUGAAGAAACGACUCGAUAAGUUCAAUGAGGUCGUAAGUGCCCUGAAAGAUGGGAAGCCGGAGGUGAACAGACAGAUCAAAGAUCUUGAAAUUUCUAUUGAUGCUCUGAUGGCCAAAAUUAAGUCCACCAUGAUGACGAGGGAGCAGAUACAGAAAGAGUAUGAUGCACUUGUUAAAAGCUCCGAAGAGCUCCUCAGUGCACUGCAGAAAAAGAAACAGCAAGAGGAGGAGGCAGAGAGGCUGAGGCGCAUCCAAGAGGAGAUGGAGAAAGAGAGGAAGAGGCGCCAAGAGGAUGAAGAACGUCGCCGGAAGGAGGAAGAGGAGAGGCGGAUGAAACUUGAGAUGGAAGCGAAGAGGAAACAAGAGGAGGAGGAAAGGAAGAAGCGGGAAGACGAUGAAAAGCGUAUCCAGGCUGAGGUGGAGGCACAGCUGGCAAGACAGCGGGAAGAAGAGUCCCAGCAGCAGGCGGUCCUGGCCCAGGAGUGCAGGGACAGGGAGUUGGCCCUGCGCAUCGCCCAGAAUGAAUCGGAGCUCAUCAGCGAUGAGGCACAGGGUGACAUGGCACUCCGAAGCUUGAGUUCCUGUCCAGCAACUUCUAAAACUAAUGGAACAAGACCCCAAAUGACACCGGAACAAAUGGCCAAAGAAAUGUCAGACAUUUUGAGUAGAGGUCCUGCUGUACAAGCUACCAAAGCUGCUGCUGGCACCAAGAAACAUGAUCUCAGUAAAUGGAAAUAUGCAGAACUACGUGAUACAAUCAAUACUUCUUGUGACAUCGAGCUCCUGGCAGCUUGCAGAGAAGAGUUUCACAGGAGACUGAAAGUGUAUCAUGCCUGGAAAUCCAAGAACAAGAAGAGAAAUACUGAAACAGAGCAGCGUGCUCCCAAGUCUGUUACUGAUUAUGCUCAACAGAACCCUGCCGCUCAGCUCUCUGCCAGGCAGCAGGAGAUUGAGAUGAACCGACAGCAGCGCUUCUUCCGCAUUCCCUUCAUCCGCCCUGCCGACCAGUACAAAGACCCUCAGAACAAGAAGAAGGGCUGGUGGUAUGCCCAUUUUGACGGACCGUGGAUUGCUCGGCAGAUGGAGCUGCACCCUGACAAGCCACCCAUCCUUCUUGUAGCUGGCAAGGACGACAUGGAGAUGUGUGAGCUGAAUCUCGAGGAGACGGGUCUGACUCGCAAGCGUGGCGCUGAGAUCUUGCCCAGACAGUUUGAAGAGAUCUGGGAGCGUUGUGGAGGCAUCCAGUACCUUCAGAGCGCCAUCGAGAGCAGGCAGGCCCGGCCCACCUACGCCACAGCCAUGCUGCAGAACCUACUCAAGUAGACCGCAGGGUUCCAGCCUCACCCUGACCCUCACAGGCAGGAGGUGACCAGAAGGUUCACCACUUACUUGCUUCUGGUAGAAAUGCCUUAUGCAAAGUGAACAGAUUUUUAUUAAUCAUGGAUUGUGUUAAUUUGUUCAAGGUUAAUUAAGGUUGAGGUAGUGGAUUCAGGACCUAAAGAGAGAAAAGCCCUGAUUCCAGCAGUGUCCCCCCCCCCAUUGUAAUGCUUUCUGUACCCAGACAGAAGCUGAUACUUCUUGCUCUGCACACUGACCACCUUAUUGCUUAGUUUUGUCAAGGACAAGACUUUUUUUGUUUUUAAUUCAAAACAUUUGACUUUUUAAAGGAAAAGGAUGUCACAGUGCCUUUAUAACUGAGAUAAUGAAAUCUUAGCUUAAUUUUGUGCAAGAAUUAAGGUACUUGAAUUGAUUAAGGCACAGAUGUGUUUGGUCUAAAAAGCUGUAUUUUGUCUGCUUUUUUUCACAAAUCCAUGGAGUUUGAUUUCCCCUUCUUGCAGUGUGUUUAGUGCCCAUGAUCCCAAAAUUCUAGAAUUCUAGAAAGAGCCUUACUGUAUGGACUGUCUUACUGCAGAGGAGGUGCUGGGCGUAUGCGGCACAGACCUGGCGUGCUUCUCUACCGCGCUCUGUGUUACUCUUGGAAGCUCCUCUUCCUAAUCCAUAGUCGAGUAAAGGAAAUUUGGUUUCUUUGAAUGACUGGAGGUUUUGAUAUAGCUUUGUUUCAGUUUGGAAGGGAGGCAGGGCGGGGGCAGUGUUCUGUGACUCUUCUGGACUGAAUUCCAAUAUUUUUCUACUUCCUCUCAACUGCGGUCUCUGUUUGAACCUUGUCCAAGUUGUUUCAUGUCGCGUAAGCUGCUGUACUGCUUCAGACGGCUCUCCUGCUCUUUCCCUCUUCCGGGCGUCCAUUUUGACCUUUGAGACAUGGGAGGGCUUCUCUGUUAACUUUGUAAUCCCGAAGUCCUUGUGCUUAAACAGAGUUCAUUUCAUGCUGCAGGAAGCCUUUAAAACCCUCCCUUUGUGUGCUGUUCAGUCCUCAUCAGAUGUCAGCAGCUGGGGCUAAUAUUUACGACUUUAAUAUAUUAGGAAUUUAGAGACAAAAAAUACAUCAAGGAGUUAUGUUGACACCCAAAGGAGUCUUUGUAUUUUAGAAUAAAAGUAGAAAGUAAAACUAUUCUUCACACUCCCUUUGUUUUUAAAUACCCUGACCUUUGAAAUUUCAGGAUUUUUUCCCCCUUAGAUUCAUGUUCAGAAGCCUCGGGUACUAUUGGUGGAAUCGCUCCUUUCGAAGUGUCGUAGUACUGAAGUACUUAUUUAUUAUUAUGACAUCGUGGAAAUGAUUGUUUUGUGUUAAGGAAAUUAAGUGGCCCUGUCUCUACUAAUAAUUGAAAAUGUGAAUGAGGUUUUCUUCUGGAGGCUGUCUUACUGCUUAGACUUACCCUCUGUUGGUCCUGUGAUUGAUGGCAGAGGUGGAGUUACUGAAAUAAACAACUUGUUCUUCCUCUUUCAUCACUCA
Molecule: messenger RNA, 5606 nt
Organism: Apodemus sylvaticus (European woodmouse)
Lineage: Eukaryota; Metazoa; Chordata; Mammalia; Rodentia; Muridae
Gene: Myo6
Product: myosin VI
Exons: 35
Coding region: 221-4078 (1285 amino acids)
Biological process (GO): inner ear morphogenesis; actin filament organization; vesicle transport along actin filament
Cellular component (GO): cytoplasm; ruffle; myosin complex
Molecular function (GO): actin filament binding; microfilament motor activity; ATP binding
Source: RefSeq, a predicted model, not a curated record